This is a messenger RNA of Fusarium mangiferae, 906 nucleotides long. RefSeq lists its product as uncharacterized. The coding region runs from base 1 to 906 and encodes 301 amino acids. NCBI's taxonomy places the organism in Eukaryota, Fungi, Ascomycota, Sordariomycetes, Hypocreales, Nectriaceae. The transcript has a single exon. The record is from RefSeq and is a predicted model, not a curated record.
AUGGCAAUCAAACCUAUUCAAGCGUUCAACCUCAACAAGGAGAACGGAGAUGCCGAUUUCCUACCUAUACUAUGCUCUUUUCUAUCACUCUUGUACGGAACCCGGCGGACACCCUGGCUCACACCCUCUGAAAUGACAUUCUGUCGAACUCAACUAGAAAAGUUUGGUCCACAGCAGUUCACUGCUAAUCUUCGAGAUCGACUCUUCAGCCAAAUGAGUAUGGCUAUCAUGCCCUGGUCCAGUACCAGAUACGCAUUACAAGGCCAUUUCGAGAUCGCCAGCAAGAUCAUGACUCGAAAGGGAAACCCUUUCAAGAUCCUUCGCGAGAUUCCAUCUCAUCCUGUCGAUCGCAGCAAGCAGGACAUCCUUCGACAUGUGAAUAAGGUCGGGCGGUUCAACAUCCCGUUGGAGGAAAUCAACGAUAGCAACGUUGAUGCUAUUCUGGUGCUCUGCAUUGGUUUACUGGGAGGUGAACGAGGCGAAGCAUUCGUGAUUGAACAAGUGGUUCAUAUUGCGCCAAUUGCUCUAUCUUAUGCCGAACACCACACAAACAAUCCAUUGUUCUUUGGCCCUGUGGUGUCACCACCUCCCAUCGCCCCUCUGUUUCAACAGCCAUUGCCAUCCCCAGCAUCGCCUGCAGGGCGGUCUAUCACUCGUGGUCGGUGUCGCCGUCGCUCUCUCUCUCACUCCAGGUCUCGCUCCCGGUCUCGAGAAAGCUCACGAUCUACUGAUCGCUCGUGUGCUCCUCCCUCUGGGUCAUGGCGGCAUGACUUUCACACUUGGAUUGCGAGUGUGAAUAUAUACAAGUUUGGGGGCGUUCUAUUCAUCACAGGAGGGCUUCUCUUUUACAUGCUUGCGCUGUUUCUGUCUUCCAGUAGAAUUAUCGUGUUGCGUAUGGAAAUGUAA